AUGAUGGAAUAUGUGAAAACCCAUUGUCAGAGUAGAUCUAAAACUGGAGAUAAUGGUAAUUUUGAACGAAUUCGUAAAUAUCGUGGAAAUCUACCCAAAAAAUCAGUGAAUAUACUGAAACAAUGGUUAAUUGAUCAUCGCGAUUACCCUUAUCCAAGUGAUAGUGAAAAAAUUCAGCUAAGUCGAGAAACAGCUUUGACUACUUUACAAGUAUGUAAUUGGUAUAUAAAUGCACGUCGUCGUGUUUUACCAAAACUUGAUGGGAAUAUAAAUCCAGACGAUUUUAAAAUUUCAAAACGAAGAAAAAUAGUAACAGGUGCAUGUAAUCAACCAACAACUGAUCUCGAUAACAACGAUAAUAAAAAACGGGAUCAGCUGGUUAAUAAAAAUAGACCAUGUACACGUGCUCAUAAAAAAAAUAACAUAAUAUGCAGUGAAGAAGAUAGUCUGGAUGAUUAUCUGAGCUCAAACAGUGAAGAUAAAGGUACAAUUGUUUCACCUUCAACACCAGGAACAUUAUCGCCACUGCCUGCAGCACCAGCACCAUUACAACGGCAAAGAUCGGUCAACUUCCCUCCUCAUGAUAUUGAAAUGGUUGAUGAUGAUUAUCAGAACAGGGAUUAUGAAAAUUCAGCUAAAACAACUUGCAGGAAGGUUGACAAUAAUGGAAAUAAUGUACAAUGCAAUUAUUUGGAAAUGUUAAUUGAAGCAACAAGUAUUGUAGAGGCAGAAGAAAAACGCAAAAGAAAAUUCAUGAUGGCAUAA
This is a messenger RNA of Aphidius gifuensis, 765 nucleotides long. Its product is annotated as homeobox protein PKNOX2-like. The transcript is spliced from 4 exons. Gene Ontology annotation, molecular function: RNA polymerase II cis-regulatory region sequence-specific DNA binding; DNA-binding transcription factor activity, RNA polymerase II-specific. Bases 1 to 765 code for a protein of 254 amino acids. Lineage: Eukaryota; Metazoa; Arthropoda; Insecta; Hymenoptera; Braconidae. The record is from RefSeq and is a predicted model, not a curated record. Gene Ontology annotation, biological process: regulation of transcription by RNA polymerase II.